UCGAACAUCACUAGAAGGGAACACACUAAAGGAUUGAAACAUAACCCCAACAUGGCGGACAGUUUGGACGCUUUAUUAGACGAGGUAGAAGCCAUGUUUUGUCGAGAGAUUUCGCUGUCGCAUCGGCCUUCAUGCACUUUUAAAGCCGAGCAAGACAGCCACAGACCGCAAAGAAAUAAUGACUACGUGCACAGCAUUUCAAAACCACAUGAAGCUGAAGGAGUGGACAAUAACAUUGAGGCUGUGCUUCAGGAAAUACUAGAUGAUGAUUAUCCAGCCUCCACUUCACAUAGACCUGUUUUAACAAAGUCUUCUUUUGAAACAGCUUUAAAGAAGUGUUGCCCUGUGUAUUUGGGUGGAAGCUCUAUAGCAAGUGGUGUAGGAACAAGUGUUACGCAGAGAGCUUGUGACCAGUUAAGAUGCACAUCUUGUGACUUUCGCGUCAUUAUGUUUGAUGAUCAGGAGUGGGACUCUUCUUGUGACUAUCUGUUUUUCAGAAACAACAUGCCAGACUGUAACAAGUUGGGAGUGAAGUUAAAGAGGAAGCAAGGCGCUCGGGCAUAUGCCUGCCAGUGUAGCUGGCACUCUGCCAUCGCUCUGUCCGAACUCCGACACCUACCUAAGCUCAAGUGGGUUUGUGGCCAACACACAGCUUGCUGAUUUUUGUAUCUGACUCCCAAGUUGCAGCUAUUCAAAAGGGAUACCAAUCAACACUCAUCAUGUGCUUUCCACUUAAUAGAAGAUGCUGGACAUUUUCUGUAUUCUUUUUUCCCAGACAAUGGAAAUAGUAAGAUAGAAGUUCGAUGUUUAAUGUAGCAUUAGAGCAAUCAUCAUUCCAGCAUUAAGUGUCUAAUAUAAAAUAAUAUAAAAUGUAAGAUAUUAAUGUAUAUAUUACAGAUACUACAUUGCUGUUUACGAGUGAAGUGGAUUUUAAAGACAUUUGCAGUGAAAUUCAUUCAUUUAUAAGAAUUUAGUUGAACAUAAUGCAUAUAUAUUUAACAGAAGUCAAAUAAAUGAAACUUAAGUAGCAAGUUAAGUUCCCCCCCUUUUUUUGGCCAUGUGCGCUUUGAAUGCCUCUAUGACUGAAAUGUUUUUUGUUUUGUUUUUUGCCUAUAGAAAUUUUCUUCUCAUAAAGUCUAAUUUUAUAAUGUGUUACAGAUUUGUUUCUAUUUAUUGAAACUGUUGUAGAAUGUCAAACACUUUUGUUCGGUUCAAAAGAGAUUAAAGGAGCAUGUACAUAGAAAAUCGCAAAGACUUUAUUUUAAAAUAUAACAUCUAACUAAAUAAAUAUGAUAGCAACCAUUUCAUGGAGAAGUGUCUUGAUCUGAGCUUGUCAGUGAUGGCGGCUUCAGCAUUCACCAGUUACUGACAUCAUCAUAGUCACUGUCUGAAGAGGAAUGGACUGAUGGUUCACUUCUAGCAAAGUAGCUCUUGUCUAUUUCUGCGACAUUUUCAUACGGUUCCUCAGAUGAUGUGCUGCUGUCAUCUAAAGACAAAGGAAAGCUAAAAGGAUUACUGCAUUCAAAAUGCACUUAAUACACAAACACACCAUAACCUUAAUAGCAGCAUAAAUGUUGGUGUCAGAUAGGCUAGUUUGAGUAUUUCAGAACCUACUGAUCUUUACAUCCAUCUAUAAAGUUAAUGGUGUAAAAAUCUCCAAUGAGAGGCGGUUCUACAUGGCAGAACAUUUUCUAGUUGAGAGAAUUGGCAAACAGUAUCAAGCUAACUGGAAGGCUACAGUCACUCUAACCAUGCAUUACCAUAGUGAGCAAAAAAGCAGCUUGGAAUGCUCACCCAAACUGGACAGUCGAAUGAUUUGAUUGAUGAUUUGCUAAUCUUCAGCUGUGCAGUUUGCAGCUGUAGCCUUAGAUGUCUGUUCUAGGCUGAGUGGAGUAGAACUCAAUGUGGUCUUGUAGCUGGUUAGUCCAUCCUAGUAAAUGUCCCUUGACCUGUUGCAUUUUACCCCACAUAACUGCCACUGACUGGAUGUUUUUCACACUAUUCUGUGUAAGCCCUAUAAACCUUUGUGUGUGAAAAUCCCAGGAGAUCUGAAAUACACGUAACAGCACCAUUCUAGCACCAACACCUAUGCCACCGUGCUAAUGUUACUGAAAUUACAUUUUUCCCCAUUCUGAUGUUUUAUGUGAAUAUUAACUAAAGCCUUAGACCAGUAUCUGUAUGAUUUUAUGAAAUUGGUUGCAGCUUUUUUUUUUAUAUAUAUAUAUAUAUAUAUAUAUAUAUAUAUAUAUAUAUAUAUAUAUAUAUAUAUAUA
Messenger RNA from Hemibagrus wyckioides, 2272 nucleotides. RefSeq names its product cilia and flagella associated protein 418 (gene cfap418). Bases 52 to 660 code for a protein of 202 amino acids. The record is from RefSeq and is a predicted model, not a curated record. Lineage: Eukaryota; Metazoa; Chordata; Actinopteri; Siluriformes; Bagridae. The transcript has 6 exons. Gene Ontology annotation, cellular component: cytosol.